CCGGUUUCUCAAACUUACCUACCCCACCUUUAACUUACUUUUUUUGUAAUCAUCACAUCCGUUUCUCUUCUGCUUCCACAGAUGUUGAGACCAGACUAUAAGAAGAAAUUGUGGUUAGCAAAUAAAGCAGCUCUCUGCCUUAUCUGCUCUGCUCUUACAAUCACUCAGUAUUACAACGCUCGAUCUCCUGUGAGCCCACCUACUCCGACAAAGCCCAUAGUCCUGCUGUGGUUCUGGCCCCUCGGUGUCAAGUUUGACCUCAAAGGUUGCUUGACCCACUUCAACAUUGAUAGCUGUGUUCUGACAGAUAACAGAUCCCUCUACAGCAAGGCCAAGGGGGUCAUUUUCUACCAUAAAGAUAUAUCCUGGGGGUUACAAAACAUGCCGAAGGGUCCACGUCCGGCUUUUCAGAAGUGGAUUUGGUACCACGUAGAAUCCCCGGCAAACACAGCAAAGCUCCCUGGUCUGGACAACCUUUUCAACUUAACACUGAGCUACAGGAGAGACGCUGACAUCACGGUGAGGAACGAGCUCACUAUCAGGAAGACAGAAAUGACAGAGGACUUUGUUUUGCCAAAAAAAGACAAACUGGUGUGCUGGAUAGUCAGUAACACCAACCAUGGCACUGGAACAGCUGUGAGAGAGAAAUAUUAUCAUGAACUGUCCAAACACAUUGAAAUCCACGUCUUCGGUGCAGCCUUUGGAGGGAAGCGUUUGAGCUACGAGGACUACUACUCCACCAUAGCCAGCUGUACGUUUUACCUGUCGUUUGAGAACUCAGUCCACAGAGACUACAUCACAGAGAAGGUUAACGGGCCCCUCGUGGCCGUGGCGGUCCCUGUAGUAUUGGGACCGCCAAGAGAAAACUACGAGCAGUUCCUUCCCUCCGACGCCUUCAUUCACAUCAACGAUUUCCCUGAUGCAAAGUCACUGGCACAGUUUCUGCUGGGCAUGAAGGACGAGGCGUACAUGCGUUACUUUGAGUGGAGGAAGUUCUUCAUGGCCGCCCCUCAUCUCCUGUCCAUGUACAACGAGUUCCUUCAGCCCAUCUGCCUCGCCUGCGACCACAUGUCAAGAGACCGGGAUUUCCAUAUAGUUCAUGACCUUUAUAAGUGGUACUUUACGUGAAAAUGCCAAUAAAAACAACAUUUGAAAGUGGCUCAGACACAUGUACAUUCAUUACUAGAUUCUUUAAUAUUGUACCUUUAGUCGAGAACUUGUGGGCACUGUAUUUUGUUUAAAGUAUUUGUUAAAAACUGGUUGAAGUCAUACACAGCAGUACCAUUAAGACUGGACACAUUGAUACACUACAUAAUCCUGUAUUUACACUCCUGUUUUUCUGAAUAAACAAGAUAUAACAUGUACAGUUGUAACUUGUAGAGGUGCUUAUCAUGCUGAUUUUGAUCUUUUAGACAGAACCUGGCUUGCUGCUUCACCUGUUUCUAGUGUUAAGGCUAAGCUAAGCUAACCUGCUGCUGGCUCUGGCUUCAAACAGGGAUGAAUAUAAAUCUUCUUAUAUUAUUCACAGUAAAAAAAAGAGCCAAUUCGUGCAUUUCCUAUGACAUCACACUGUUCCUUAAUCCCAAAUAAUGUUUAGUUUCAUGAACAGGUUAAAGGUGGGGUAGGUAAGUUUG
This is a messenger RNA of Trematomus bernacchii (emerald rockcod), 1634 nucleotides long. Its product is annotated as 4-galactosyl-N-acetylglucosaminide 3-alpha-L-fucosyltransferase 9-like. Gene Ontology annotation, molecular function: alpha-(1->3)-fucosyltransferase activity. The record is from RefSeq and is a predicted model, not a curated record. Bases 82 to 1128 code for a protein of 348 amino acids. The transcript has a single exon. NCBI's taxonomy places the organism in Eukaryota, Metazoa, Chordata, Actinopteri, Perciformes, Nototheniidae. Gene Ontology annotation, cellular component: membrane.